AAAUGUUUAUUGGAGUGUUUCCUCGCUAAUGCCCCACUGGAACGCGAAUCCGAAUCUCUGGUUGGUCUUGUAACCGGAAGAGGUCCUCCUGGAGUGAAGCCGCCGCCUUGCCCUCACUGCUCGCGUCUCGACGUGAGUGCGGCUCUGCUGAGAACGGUGCAAUGAUAAAAGCCGCAUAUGCGGUAGCUUCCACACCUAUCUGGCAGCAAAAUAGCCCACAACUAGUCUCACAAGAAGCUCCUCGCACCGCAGCCUUUAACCACGUCUCAAAGAAGAAGCCCAAGUGCCAGUAGUACCAUGUCCAGGUCAAAGGCGGGUGGUGUAAAUGAUGUCACCCGCUUUCUAUCGUCUGGGGCUGGACCUGGGUCACCCACUUCCAACCCGACAGCGUUCUCUGCUGCCAGCCAAGCCGAUUGGGCGGCUAAGAGGCUGGUAUGGGUGCCAUCAGAGAAGCACGGCUUUGAGUCAGCCAGCAUUCGCGAAGAACGUGGUGAUGAGGUGGAAGUGGAGCUGACGGACAGUCAGAAGAAGCUAACCCUGUCCAGGGAGGAGGUGCAGAGAAUGAACCCUCCACGCUUCAGCAAAGUUGAGGACAUGGCUGACCUCACCUGCCUCAAUGAAGCAUCAGUUUUACAUAAUCUGAGAGAAAGAUACUAUUCAGGAUUGAUCUAUACGUAUUCCGGCCUGUUCUGUGUGGUCGUGAAUCCUUACAAGAACCUGCCCAUCUACACAGAGUCCAUUGUUGAAAUGUAUCGAGGUAAAAAGCGACAUGAAAUGCCUCCUCACAUCUACGCCAUAUCAGAGGCUGCCUAUCGGAGUAUGCUACAAGACAGAGAAGAUCAGUCAAUUCUCUGCACUGGAGAAUCUGGAGCAGGAAAAACAGAGAACACCAAAAAAGUCAUCCAGUAUUUAGCUCAUGUUGCUUCAUCUCAUAAAGGUGGCAACCUGGGGAGAAGCAAAGACGCUCUACAGAUGGACGGCUCUAGGUCCUUAACAAGAGGCAGUACACUGGUGAACCGGAGUAUUCAAUAUGGUGAGUUGGAGCGACAGCUUCUACAGGCUAAUCCAAUAUUGGAAGCUUUCGGCAAUGCUAAGACUGUGAAGAACGACAAUUCCUCUCGUUUUGGAAAAUUCAUCCGCAUUAAUUUCGAUGUGGCGGGGUACAUCGUCGGUGCCAACAUUGAAACCUACCUCCUGGAAAAGUCACGGGCGACCCGUCAGGCCAAAGAUGAGCGGACGUUCCACAUCUUUUACCAGUUGUUGUGUGGUGCCUCAGAAGAAGUGAGAUCUGACCUGCUUUUGGGAACCGCUGAUCAGUACCGCUUCCUCAGUGGUGGCUCCAUCCCCGUUCCUGGUCAGAGUGAUUCAGAGAACUUCACCCAGACAAUGGACUCGAUGGCCAUCAUGGGAUUCAGCCCAGAAGAAUCACAUUCAAUGCUGAAGGUGAUCUCAGCUGUACUCCAGUUUGGGAACAUCACAUUUAUGAAAGAGAAGAACCAUGACCAGGCCUCCAUGCCUGACGACACAGCUGCUCAGAAACUCUCCCACCUGCUUGGAAUUAAUGUGUUAGAGUUCACACGUGCAAUCCUCACCCCGAGAAUCAAAGUUGGCCGCGAGUAUGUGCAGAAGGCUCAAACUAAAGAACAGGCCGACUUUGCAGUGGAGGCCCUGGCUAAGGCCACGUAUGAGCGUCUGUUCAGGUGGUUGGUGCACAGGAUAAACAGAGCUCUGGACCGACGACAGCGUCAGGGAGCCUCUUUCAUUGGUAUCCUAGAUAUUGCUGGAUUCGAGAUCUUCCAGCUGAACUCAUUCGAACAGCUUUGCAUCAACUACACCAACGAGAAACUGCAGCAGCUCUUCAACCACACCAUGUUCAUCCUGGAGCAGGAGGAAUACCAGAGGGAAGGCAUCGAAUGGAACUUCAUUGACUUUGGCUUGGAUCUGCAGCCCUGCAUUGACCUCAUCGAAAGGCCUACCCACCCACCCGGUGUUCUGGCCCUCCUGGAUGAAGAGUGCUGGUUCCCUCGAGCAACAGACCGCUCUUUUGUGGAGAAACUGUCCAAUGAACAAGGUGCUCAUCCUAAAUUCUUCAAACCAAAGCAGCCCCGUGAGGAGGCAGAUUUCUCCAUCAUGCACUAUGCCGGAAAGGUCAACUACAAAGCAGCUGACUGGCUGGUCAAAAACAUGGAUCCUUUGAAUGACAAUGUGGCUUCUUUACUUCACCAGUCGUCAGAUCAUUUUGUCUCUGAGCUCUGGAAAGAGGAUAUUCAAACUCUCCCUCGUGUCUACUUCUUUGACUCCUAUGCCACAAUACAGUCAAAUGGCACAGACAUGGACCGUAUUGUCGGUCUGGACCAGGUGUCGUCUGGAGAAAGUACUGCACCAGUUGCAUUUGGCGCAUCAGGACUUAAGACAAAGAAGGGAAUGUUCCGCACAGUUGGUCAGUUGUACAAAGAGUCCCUCUCUAAGCUAAUGGCCACCCUGAGAAACACCAACCCCAAUUUUCUCCGCUGCAUCAUUCCAAACCAUGAGAAGAGGGCUGGAAAACUGUCACCUCAUCUGGUUUUGGACCAGCUGAGAUGUAAUGGAGUUCUUGAGGGAAUCCGCAUUUGUAGACAAGGCUUCCCAAACCGGAUCCCAUUCCAGGAGUUCCGACAGAGGUAUGAGAUCCUGACUCCAAAUGCCAUUCCUCGCUCUUUCAUGGAUGGCAAACAGGCAUCGGAGCUGAUGAUUCGUGCUCUGGAAUUGGACCAUAACUUGUUCAGGGUGGGUCAGAGUAAAGUCUUCUUCAGAGCCGGAGUCUUGGGUCACCUAGAGGAAGAGAGAGACUUGAAGAUCACAGAUACUAUCAUCCGCUUCCAGAGUGCUGCCAGAGGUUUCCUUGCACGCAAAGCUUUUAUGAAGAAGCAGCAGCAACUGAGCGCUCUGAGGGUGAUGCAGAGGAACUGUGCUGCCUACCUUAAACUCAGGAACUGGCAGUGGUGGCGACUUUUCACCAAGGUGAAGCCACUGCUGCAGGUGACGAGACAAGAUGAGGAGAUUCAGGUCCGAGAAGCAGAACUGCAGAAGGCAAAGGAUCAACUGACCCGUGCAGAGCAGAACUUUACUGAGCUGGACAAAAAGCAUAUUCAGCUGAUGGAGGAAAAGGCUGUGCUGGCCGACCAGCUGCAAGCAGAGGCAGAACUAUUUGCUGAGGCCGAAGACAUGAGGGCCAGAUUGGCCAAUCGGAAACAGGAGCUAGAGGAGGUGCUGAGCGAGCUGGAGAGUCGACUAGUGGAAGAGGAGGAGAGGGGUACGCAGCUAACGAACGAUAAGAAAAAAAUGCAGCAGAACAUACAGGACCUGGAGGAGCAGUUAGAGGAAGAGGAAAGCGCAAGGCAGCGCCUCCUCCUGGAGAAAGUCACCCUGGAGACCAAAGUGAAGGGUCUGGAAUCUGAUCUCAUGAGUGCAGUGGAACACAGAGACAGAUUCAGCAAGGAGAAGAAGCAGUUGGAAGAGCGCUUAAGUGAAGUCACAGACCAACUCACUGAAGAGGAAGAGAAAACUAAGAGUCUGAACAAACUCAAGAACAAGCACGAGGCGGUUAUUGCUGAUCUAGAAGAGCGUCUCAAGCGUGAGGAACAAGUCCGUCUGGAGCAAGAAAAAUGGAAGAGGCGGAUGGAGACUGAGUCAGUGGAGGCCCAGGAGCAGCUCACUGAUCUGGGCAUGAUGACCGCUGAGCUCAAGGCCAGUCUAACCCAGAAGGAGAAGGAGAUAACUACUCUCCAGGGCCGGUUGGAGGAAGAAGGUGCCAGACGUUCAGAAGCUCAGAGGUCUCUGAGGGAGGCCUUGUCACAGGUGUCUGAGCUCAAGGAGGAAGUGGAGAAUGAACGUGGAAUGAGAGAGCGGGCAGAGAAACAAAGGCGGGAUUUGGGAGAGGAGCUGGAGGCUUUGAGAACAGAGUUGGAGGAAACUCAGGACACCACAGCAGCUCAGCAGGAGUUGAGGUCUCGCCGAGAAGCAGAGUUGAGUGACCUUCAGAGAUGUGUUGAGGAAGCAACGCGUCGUCAUGAGUCCCAGCUGUCGGAACUCCGUGUUAAACAUAGCGCUGCCAUCGACAAUCUUCAAGAGCAGCUGGACAACAGCAAGAGAGCUCGUCAAUCUAUGGAGAAAGCGAAGGCAGUGUUGGAGGAAGAACGGCAGAGUUUAACAGCAGAACUUAAGAGUCUUCAAACCAGUCGCAUGGAGACAGAUAGAGGUCGUAAAAGGGCAGAGAAUCAGCUUCAGGAACUAAACGCUCGCCUUACUCAAGCUGACAGAGAGAGGGAAGAGAAGGAAGAGAGAAUGCACAAGCUGCAGUGUGAGAUCGAGUUGCUUUCAGGAACUGUGUCAUCGUCUGAAUCGAAAUCCCUUCGUCUUUCCAAAGAGGUCAACGGUUUAGAGAACCAGCUUCACGAUGUCCAGGAAUUGCUACAGGAAGAAACACGGCAGAAGUUGUCUCUUGGCACUCGGAUCCGAGCAUUGGAAGAGGAAAGAAAUGGACUGAUGGAGAGACUUGAAGAGGACGAGGAGAGAGCUAAAGAAUUCACCCGUCAGAUCCAGACUCUUACUUUACAGUUGGCUGAAAUGCGCAAACAGUCAGAGGAGGUAAACUCAUCAGUGGAAGCUGGAGAAGAAGCUAGACGGAAACUCCAGAGAGAGCUGGACACUAUAACCCAGAGGGAGCGACAGAAGGAGGAGGAGAAGGAGCGAGUGGAGCGGCAGAGGGAGAGACUCAGAGAGGAGAUGGAGGACAUCAAUGUGGCCCUUCAAAGGGAAAGACAGAACUGCAGUGCUCUGGAGAAGCGACAGAAGAAGUUUGACCAGUGUCUGGCUGAAGAAAAAGCUAUCAGUGCCCGUCUCGGGGAGGAGAGAGACAGAGCAGAAGCAGAUAGUCGCGAGAAGGAGACUCGAUAUCUGUCGUUGUCUAGGGCUCUGCAGGAGGCCCAGGACCAAAAGGAAGAGCUGGAACGAGCCAACAAACAGCUCCGUCUGGAGAUGGAACAACUGGUAAACCAGCAGGACGACGUCGGCAAGAAUGUUCAUGAGUUGGAGCGUACACGUAGGACCCUUGAGACUGAAGCCCAGAACCUGCGUGUUCAGACCCAGGAGCUAGAAGAAGAACUUACUGAGGCAGAGAACUCAAGGCUGAGGCUAGAGGUCACCCUGCAGGCACUGAAGGCUCAGUUUGAGAGGGAGCUCAGCAACAGUGAGGAGAAAGGAGAGGAGAAGAGGCGAGCUCUCAGCAAACAGGUUAGAGAGCUUGAGAUCCAGUUGGAGGAGGAGAGAAGUCAACGUUCCCAGGCAGUGACAUCCAAGAAACAGCUUGAGGCUGAACUGCAGGAGUCUGAGGCUCAGGUGGAAGCAUCAGGCCGUGGAAAAGAGGAGGCAACCAAGCAGCUUCGACGUUUACAGGGUCAAAUGAAAGAACUCCUCAGAGAACUGGAUGAAACCAAACUAUCUCGGGAUGACAUUAUUGUCUCUUGCAAAGAUAACGACAAGAAAAUUCAAACUCUCGAGGCAGAAGUUUUGCAACUGAGUGAGGAGUUGUCAGUGUCAGAGAGACAAAGGAGACAAGCUCAGCAGGAGAGAGACGCCAUCGCUGAUGAAAUGGUCACCAACAGCUCUGGGAAGACCGCUCUUUUUGAAGAAAAGAGAAGGCUGGAAGCUCGAAUUAGUCAGUUGGAAGAGGAAGUGGAGGAAGAGCAGACCAACUCUGAGCUGCUGGCUGAGAGACAGAGGAAAAUGACUCUGCAGGUGGACACGCUGACUGUGCAGCUACAGGGCGAGAGAACGCUGGCCCAAAAGGCCGAAGCCGCUCGGGAUCAACUGGAGAGGCAGAACAAGGAGCUGAAGACCAGGCUGGGGGAGCUGGAGGGAGCAGUGAGGGGCAAACACAGAAUGAGUGUGGCUGCCCUGGAGGCCAAGAUAGAGUCAAUGGAGGAGCAGCUGGAGCAAGAGAGACAGGAAAGAGCCAUCGCAAACAAAGUGGUCCGGAAGACAGAAAAGAAACUGAAGGAAGUCAUGAUGCAAGCAGACGACGAGAGGAGACAUGCAGACCAGUACAGAGAGCAGCUGGAUAAGUCCAUGGUGCGACUGAAGCAGCUGAAGAGGCAGCUGGAGGAGGUGGAGGAGGAGAACUCGCGCUCCAACGCCCAGAAGAGGAAACUUCAGCGUGAGUUGGAGGAGCUCAGUGAUAACAGCCAGACCAUGAACAGGGAGAUCUCCUCGCUGCGCAACCAGCUCAGCGUCCCUGAAUGGAGAUCCGAUAAGCGUGCUCCUCUGCCUUUGGCCAUGCGUGGACGCAGAGCACUGGUGGACGACUUCUCUUUGGAGAACUCUGACUCCGAGGAGAUCCCUCCCUCUCCUACACCAUCUUCUGGACUCCCAAGAACCCCAACUCCAUCCUCAGAUCUCAGCCUGGACCCUUCACCUUACAGCCUCAACAACGCAGAGUGACACACUCGCACACAGACACACACCGUCUGGAUGACAGCUGCACUGACAGAAUCUGUUAUAGCUCGAUGCUUAUAUGAUUUUCCUUGGUACAAUAGGACUUUUGACAAAAAUUGAAAUUUGGUCAAAGCAACAAGUACACUAGCUAAUGUAGAGUUGAUAUACGUUAACAUGAACAAUUAACAAUUAUUUUCCAUCAGUAAGUAACAGUAAGAUUUGAAAAUAGCAGCGAGAAGUUAUUUGAUUUUGUGUUCCUUCAUAGGAGCUUUUGGAGCAGUCCAAAUUCAAACACUAACAUUGACUGUGCUUUUCAAAACAUCUGGCAGUUUAGCCAAAGUAGGAAAGGUAAUGGCAAUAUGAGGCUACAUAAACUCACAGUGAGGAACAAGGGGAAGUUGUCAUGACAUUCUUCUCUUCUAAAUCAGUUUAGAUAAUAAAGAAAUGUCUUCUAUUGUGAGUCUGGCCACUUUCAGCUGAAGCCAUGUUUGCUAGCUAUCUUCACUAAGGGCUGCAGGAGGAGGGUUGUUCAGACAAUCUGUAAUAACUGACAUUUUGACAAGUUUGGCUUUUUUAGUAAGAAAAACAAAAUCAGCAAUAACUUGAAAAAUACUUGACAGUAUUGUGUGAUUUCGAUUGGCUUUGACAGUAAGACUGGCUUCCAAAUGAGUGGUUAACUUGCUUCGAGAGACUUGCUUGUCUUCAAAUGCUGCUUCUGGACUUUUUAGUGAUCUCAAUAUGAAUCUCUCAGUAAUAGCAAGAUGUUUACUGUAUGAACUGUAGUAACUCUCUUCCAGACUAUACCAGCGAUAUGAGACUUGUCUGGUGUCCUAAUAUAGUCUCCCUCCAACUGGGCCUCUGACUUUUUGUAUACACAAGAACAAACAGGCAGAAAUCUUGCUAGACUGACGUGUUUUUUCCUGACAAAUGUUGUGUACAUUGUAACUUUCACUGUGUAAAUCGAACAAAGCUUUGUAGGCGUACGGAUGAGACAAAAGGGACGUAGGGAAGUAGCAAAUGUAACGUAGCUGUAGACUAGGGUAGGUGAUGGAGACAGAUGCCACUUCGGGAGCUGUCAGUUUAUGCUAGUUAGCAGAAGCACCGGGGUUUCGUUUUUACCCUAAGUAAGAAUACCACUGUUGCAACACAAAUUUUUAGACACGCUGUGUUUGUGAAACCGGAAUUUUCCCGCAUGGUUUAUCAUUUGAGCGAUAAUCGUUUGCAAAGCCAAGACAUGAAUGUUUCGUUGAUGCUUUAACUUCUCAGCGGUGGAUAUUUCCCAAAAAGCAGUCCUACUGACCCCGUAGUUUUAGUAGUUUUGAUCCUCUUGUGAAAGAAAUCAAGGCCAACUGUCCAGUUUGACAGAAUGUCAGACUAAAGACAGGCGUGGUCACCAAUGUUUCUUCAUUUAAUCUGAAUGUUUACUUUUGAUUUUUUCGUAUUUAUGCCAACUGCUGAGCUCAUGCCAGUUCUGGAUGUCAAACCAAACGUGACAUUGCUGCGACGAGUCUGAGAACUUAUCAUUAUCAUUGUUCUGUGCUAUGAUUGACAGCUACAAGAUCAAAAACUACUACUAACGUCACCCUGUGACUUGUUUUUUUUUAAUGCUCGCAUCUGUAAAAUUACUUUAUUUUAGUAAUAUGCAAAUGAGUUUGUUUGAAUCUUUGUUGUUUUUUUUUAAUGAUAUUCUGUGAUUGCUGCACUUUACACACCACCAGUGGAGAUAAACCGGACCUUUUCUGAGUAUCAGUCUGCUUUCAUGUCCAAAACUGCAUCAAGCCAAAUGGGUUUGUUCAGACAUCAUAGAUGUGAGGUGAUUGGUUCAUGCCUUGAUAGACCAAAAUCUGAUAACACAUGACCCCAACGGCAGAGUUGAGGUAACUUGUAGCGAGAUAAUGAGGAGGCCGGUGCUUCUCAGGGGUGAUGACUCUGCUCAUGGCUACUGUGCAACUUGAAACUAUUUUGAAAAACUGUUUUAUUGUUAAGCCUUUUUUCCUUUUGUUUAUGAUGUAAUUAUAAAACAUAUGACUGGGGUUAACUUUAAUAUAUGUGGCUGGUUUUGAA
Synchiropus splendidus (mandarinfish) is the source of this 8535-nucleotide messenger RNA. It is a transcript of the gene myh14, whose product is annotated as myosin, heavy chain 14, non-muscle. Gene Ontology annotation, cellular component: myosin complex. NCBI's taxonomy places the organism in Eukaryota, Metazoa, Chordata, Actinopteri, Syngnathiformes, Callionymidae. Gene Ontology annotation, molecular function: ATP binding; cytoskeletal motor activity; actin filament binding. Bases 298 to 6477 code for a protein of 2059 amino acids. The record is from RefSeq and is a predicted model, not a curated record. The transcript has 46 exons.